AUGGACGACCAAACAACGUAUGGACGACCAAACAACGUAUGGACGACCAAACAACAUAGGGACGACCAAACAACGUAUGGACGACCAAACAACGUAAGGACGACCAAACAACGUAUGGACGACCAAACAACGUAUGGACGACCAAACAACGUAUGGACGACCAAACAACGUAUGGACGACCAAACAACGUAUGGACGACCAAACAACGUAUGGACGACCAAACAACGUAUGGACGACCAAACAACGUAUGGACGACCAAACAACGUAUGGACGACCAAACAACGUAUGGACGACCAAACAACGUAUGGACGACCAAACAACGCAAGGACGACCAAACAACGUAUGGACGACCAAACAACGUAUGGACGACCAAACAACGUAUGGACGACCAAACAACGUAUGGACGACCAAACAACGUAUGGACGACCAAACAACGUAUGGACGACCAAACAACGUAUGGACGACCAAACAACGUAUGGACGACCAAACAACGUAUGGACGACCAAACAACGUAUGGACGACCAAACAACGUAUGGACGACCAAACAACGUAUGGACGACCAAACAACAUAGGGACGACCAAACAACGUAUGGACGACCAAACAACGUAUGGACGACCAAACAACGUAUGGACGACCAAACAACGUAUGGACGACCAAACAACAUAGGGACGACCAAACAACGUAAGGACGACCAAACAACGUAUGGACGACCAAACAACGCAAGGACGACCAAACAACGUAUGGACGACCAAACAACGUAUGGACGACCAAACAACGUAAGGACGACCAAACAACGCAAGGACGACCAAACAACGUAUGGACGACCAAACAACGUAUGGACGACCAAACAACGUAUGGACGACCAAACAACGUAUGGACGACCAAACAACGUAUGGACGACCAAACAACGUAUGGACGACCAAACAACGUAUGGACGACCAAACAACGUAUGGACGACCAAACAACGUAUGGACGACCAAACAACGUAA
Molecule: messenger RNA, 990 nt
Organism: Pecten maximus
Lineage: Eukaryota; Metazoa; Mollusca; Bivalvia; Pectinida; Pectinidae
Product: rac guanine nucleotide exchange factor JJ-like
Exons: 1
Coding region: 1-990 (329 amino acids)
Source: RefSeq, a predicted model, not a curated record